Molecule: messenger RNA, 1103 nt
Organism: Morus notabilis
Lineage: Eukaryota; Viridiplantae; Streptophyta; Magnoliopsida; Rosales; Moraceae
Product: ras-related protein Rab11D
Exons: 2
Coding region: 176-832 (218 amino acids)
Cellular component (GO): endosome
Molecular function (GO): GTPase activity; GTP binding
Source: RefSeq, a predicted model, not a curated record
AAAAAUAAAAAAUAAAUAAAUAAAAUAGAAACAAAAAGAACCCACACUGUACGAUAUCUCUCUACUUUACCCUUCUCUUGCUAAUCUCGAGCUGGGAAGAGAAGAAAACCCAACGGAAGAAGCAAGUUUUCUUCGUUUUAAUACUUUUUUUGGGGUACUUUCUCGAGUAAGGGGCAUGGCUGGGUACAAAGCCGACGACGAGUAUGAUUAUCUGUUCAAGCUGGUUUUGAUCGGCGAUUCGGGCGUGGGUAAAUCGAAUUUGCUUUCGAGGUUUACGAGGAACGAGUUUAAUCUGGAAUCGAAAUCCACUAUUGGGGUUGAGUUUGCCACCAAGAGUUUGAGUAUCGAUGGGAAGGUCAUCAAGGCCCAGAUUUGGGACACUGCUGGCCAAGAAAGGUACCGUGCUAUCACCAGCGCUUACUACAGAGGAGCGGUUGGUGCUCUACUUGUUUAUGAUGUCACUAGGCACUCGACGUUUGAGAACAUAGCAAGGUGGCUGAAGGAGUUGAGGGACCACACUGAUCCCAACAUUGUAGUCAUGCUCAUCGGCAACAAAUCCGACCUUCGCCACCUGGUGGCCGUCUCCACUGACGACGGGAAAUCUUUCGCUGAGAGGGAGUCCCUCUACUUCAUGGAAACUUCUGCACUGGAAGCAACCAACGUCGAGAGCGCAUUCACUGAGGUCUUGACACAAAUAUAUCGAAUUGUGAGCAAGAGGGCGGUCGAGGCAGGCGACUCCGGAAGCUCUUCCGCCCUUCCCUCAAAGGGAGAGACUAUAAAUGUCAAAGAUGAUGCUUCAGUCUUCAAGAGAAUCGGAUGCUGCUCAAGCUAGCUCUGGUGUAUUCUGUUGCAGCAUUGGCUUUUUAUAUUUUGGCUGUACAUGAUUUACACAACAAUCAUUUCUGUAGAAUAAGAAGCCUAAUCUGUCGGAUAAAUUUCUCUGGGAAAGUUGCAUUACUAGGACUGGUCCUGUAACUGAGAGGGUCCUUUGGGAUUGUUUGCUUUAUUAGUCCUUGUUACGAAGUACUUUCUUUUUACUCUGCAAAUUUGCUACAAAGUGCUCCUCUUUAGCUGAAUUACCAUUAUCAAUUUAUUGCCUGUCA